Molecule: messenger RNA, 1620 nt
Organism: Bemisia tabaci
Lineage: Eukaryota; Metazoa; Arthropoda; Insecta; Hemiptera; Aleyrodidae
Gene: ATPsyngamma
Product: ATP synthase, gamma subunit
Biological process (GO): proton motive force-driven ATP synthesis
Molecular function (GO): GTP cyclohydrolase IIa activity; proton-transporting ATP synthase activity, rotational mechanism
Source: RefSeq, a predicted model, not a curated record
AUUAGUGACCGAUCGUUCUUCCUCCCCCCGUCCCCCGUCAGCUGGUCUCUAGGUCUCAGGUCGCAAGACGAGAGACCUUUUUAUUUUCCAUGUCGUUGUAGUUUUAUUCAAGACCGAUCAAGAUGUUCGGGCAAACGAAACUUCUGAGGCUUGUACAGCCUCAGCAACAGCAAUCAUGCGGAAUGGCCACGUUGAAGGCCAUCUCCAUCCGUUUGAAGUCGGUGAAGAACAUCCAAAAGAUCACCCAAUCAAUGAAGAUGGUGUCAGCCGCAAAGUACGCCCGAGCUGAACGUGAGUUGCGUCAAGCAAGACCUUACGGAGAGGGCUCUCAGCAAUUCUACGAAAAGUCUGAGGUUGCCCCUCUCGAAGACGCAAAGCCAGAGAAGCUGCUUAUUGCUGUGACCUCUGACAGAGGACUGUGCGGAGCUGUCCAUACUACUGUCUCUCGUGCCAUCAGGAACGAACUGAGUGAAGAUUCUGAGAACACCAAGGUCAUCUGUGUUGGAGACAAGUCAAGGGCCAUCUUACAGAGACUUUACGGAAAGAACAUCAUUUUGGUGGCUAAUGAGGUUGGUCGCAAACCACCCACUUUCAAGGAUGCUUCCAAAAUUGCUCAGGAAACCAGCAAGCACAACUUCACCACUGGAAAAAUUGUUUACAACCGUUUCAAGUCUGUUGUUUCCUACACAACAUCUGAAAUCCCGUUGUUCAGCGUAGCUGCCAUCGAAGCUGCUCCCAAGUUGGGUGUUUACGACUCGCUCGACUCUGAAGUCAUUCAGAGCUACAUUGAAUUCUCUUUGGCUUCAUUGUUGUACUACGCAAUGAAAGAAGGCGCUUGCAGUGAACAGUCUUCACGUAUGACUGCCAUGGAUAAUGCCAGUAAAAAUGCUGGUGAAAUGAUUGACAAGUUGACUUUGACCUUCAACCGAACCCGUCAAGCCGUCAUUACUCGUGAAUUGAUUGAAAUCAUUUCUGGAGCCUCAGCUUUGUAAGCUGAAUAUUAUAGUAGCAAUGGAUUUAUUAAUUUAGCGUUGAUGUUCAUAUUCACUUAUCGGUAUAUCAUAUUAUUAUUAACUUGCUUUCCAAACCCUAGCAUAUCCCCCAUAAGGUAUUGGAGCUCUGAUUUUUUUGCAGUUUCUUCUGUGUCAUAAAAACAUGAAAUUCUUCCAAUAUCAGGCGUUUUUCUGGAACCUUUGAAUAAGAGCCGUUACUGGUCAGAAGUUGCAACAGAAAUCAACUCAACAAGAUAUAAUGUUGGAUUUAUGAAUCAGGUUAGCAGAAAAGUGUUGCAGCAGAACUCAUGGAACCAUUUAACACCGCUAAAAGCUGGACCUGUUGCCUUUUCUGCUCAUCGCGGUUCUUGAAUCCUGACAUUUUAUCUUGGCCCUACUGUAAGACACCCACCCAAUGAGCUUUCAUCAUUUAUUUCUAAGACCAGGUGUUGGCUAAAUUAAAAUCGACUGUGCCGUUGGAAGUUUUUAUCGCAUUUUGUAUGUUCUCGUAAUUCAGUGAUAAGUUUGUUGAAUAUUUUUAAAGUUUUUUUUUGAAGUAAAAUCCACUAAGUACGUGUACCAUUAAAAUACAUUUUUCAACCAAUAAAACAAACUUAAAAGACCCAAA